This is a messenger RNA of Corythoichthys intestinalis (scribbled pipefish), 4640 nucleotides long. RefSeq names its product SUMO specific peptidase 6a (gene senp6a). The transcript has 23 exons. The coding region runs from base 139 to 2853 and encodes 904 amino acids. NCBI's taxonomy places the organism in Eukaryota, Metazoa, Chordata, Actinopteri, Syngnathiformes, Syngnathidae. The record is from RefSeq and is a predicted model, not a curated record. Gene Ontology annotation, molecular function: SUMO-specific endopeptidase activity. Gene Ontology annotation, cellular component: nucleus; cytoplasm. Gene Ontology annotation, biological process: regulation of kinetochore assembly; proteolysis; regulation of spindle assembly.
GCCACCGUACUUUUAUUGUGGAAGCAAAGUCUCCGUUUCCGUCGACGCUAGCAUUUAUACCACUUACUUGGUAGAUGGCGUCCCAGCUGCUCCGAGGAGAAGAAACGCAAUCGUAAAAAAGACGAAGAUGGACUAAAGAUGGCCAACAACACAGGCCAGUUGUUACACGCUCUGGAAAGAUCGGAGGCUCGUCCGGACGGCGGCUACAAACACAAAUGGAGUUUCUCUGCACGAGAAAAUGAGGAGGACCAUCGCUCCGCCGUGACGACUUCGCCAGGUACCGACAAGCUGGAGUCUCCGUCCUCGCACGGAAACAAGUCUCCACCUUUGAGGCCUUUCAUCUCUGCCGACCCCCUGAGGACGUACGAAAAGCGCUUCUAUGGUCUUGCCAGGCCCAAAAAGCUCAACCUAACGUCAUCCCCGGCCGGUGCCGGUAACUACCCGAUGGUCAACCACGCCCCUUCGCAAGGAUUAGUGCUGCAGGGUCGCCAUUUUCAGCACGCGCAGAUGGCCUCCGCCCUGGGGAAGCCCGUCCAAAGGGACGACUCGACAGGCGACGUCGGGGAGGCGGCGGAAGUAGACAACAUUGUGCUCACUUGUCCUGAUUCGCCAGGCGACCGCAUCAAACGCCUGGUCAGUCAAAAGAGGAGAUCGCCGGAGAGUGCGGCCGUCUACCAGACGCUUUGCGGCAAGUGCAGAAAGCCGUGCGAGGACAGCAGCCGCUGCCGCCACUGCGGCAACAGUCCGGCAUGUCUGCCGUCACCGUCGCCCCGCGCCCCUCUUCGACCGGUGUCGCCGGACCGCCCGGAAGCGCCGCUGGGCGACCGCCGACGAUCUCCCCCGCCGGCUAGCGCGUCCCGCUGCCGCGGUGCCCGCGAGUUACCCAGAGGCAGGGCGAAGACGGCGCCCCGAAUCGACCGCCCCAUCGUCCUGUCCAGCGACGACGAAGCCGACGACGGCGCCGGGCGACCGGACAACGUCUCGCCUCGGCCCGCCGACUCGGCGCAUUCGUCGCCGGCACCCUGCGGCGGCGGAGCAGAGGCGAAAAGCGGCGGAGACAUGAGCGCCGCCUACUUUGAGGACGUGGAUCUGCGGAUGGUCAUACCGCGGCGGAACCGGAUGAAGGACCAGUUGGGACUGCGGCCGAGUUCUCCUCAAAAUAAGCGUUUCAAAGGGGAGCCCGCGAAGUGCGGCAGCAUCAUCCUGCAAUGCCGGAGCAUCCGCGUGGGAACGCUGCGGCGGAUGGUGACCAAGCCGGUGGUGUUUUCCGUGGAGCACAUCCAACUGGAGACGGAAGGGCCGGAGCCCAACACGUCGGAGAAGGUGCUCCUGCGGGCUUCGGAGCUGGUCCGCUGCGAGUGGUGCAGUGUCCGCAAGCUGCCCGUCCUCUUCUUCCAGACCACGCCCGACGAGUGCGUCCGACUGCGCGCGCAGCUCAACAUGACGCCGGACGUCGGCGGCCAGUGGUACGACUGCCAGGGUCAACAAUCGGACGAGAAGUACAUCGUGUUGAUAUUCGCCGACGGUCUGGACAUGAAGGAGCAGAUGAUCCUGGAGGACAUCUUGUUCGAAAUCGGGCACAACAACGACUUGGACGACUUUCCCUCCAAGUUGCCCUUCGAAGAGGCCAACAUCCGCCUGGUUAACUUCAACAAGGCCACCAAGCAGAAGCAAGAUAAGCUAAAGGGCGUCACCACCCCGUCUCGGUGUUUGCCCGUCACCAGGAGCUUCAGCGCUGCCAUCGCAGCCACUUUUUUUGAGCAGGAGAACAUAGAAGUGGCCGACCUGCAGCCCACCUUCUCGGGCCCGCCAGUCAAGCUGAUGGUUUACCCCCCUCCUCCGGCCAAAGGGGGCAUUUCGGUCACCAACGAAGACCUCCACUGCCUUAACGAGGGAGAAUUCCUUAAUGACGUUAUCAUCGAUUUUUAUUUAAAAUAUUUAGUUUUGGAGAAACUGAAGAAAGAAGAUUCCCAAAGAAUCCACGUCUUCAGCUCCUUCUUCUACCGGCGGCUCACCCAAAGGGAGAAGGGCAGCGCCCCCGACAGGAACACCAAUCUCCCGAUCCCCAAACGCAAGCACAACAGGGUCAAGACGUGGACGCGGCACGUGGAUCUCUUCGAAAAGGACUUUGUCUUCGUUCCCAUCAACGAAUCGGCGCACUGGUACCUGGCGGUGAUCUGCUUCCCCGGCGCCGACCCCCCUUCGGAGGAACUGCCGGAGGGACCCCGGCCCGAUCCUACCGAGCGGCCCUCCGAACCGCGCUACGCCGGCGAGUUGCACAGAAUCAGCGUGUGUUACGCGAACGACUACGACCAGAUGUCGGACGAGCGGAGCUCCUGUCAGGACGAAGGCAGCGACGACGGCGCUCUGCCGGCAGAGGACGCCUCCGACUCGGCCCCGGCCUCCGACGCCGGCGAAGUCGACCGCUGCAAAAGGUCGUGCAUCCUCAUCAUGGACUCCCUGCGCGGUCCCACCAGGUCAACAGUGGUCAAGACGCUGAGAGAGUACCUGGAAGUGGAGUGGGAAGUGCGCAAAGGCAGUAAGCGCAGCUUUGGCAAAAAUGUCAUGAAGGGCUCCAGUCCUCGCGUGCCUCAGCAGGACAACUUCAGCGACUGCGGAAUCUACGUCCUGCAGUACGUGGAGAGCUUCUUUGAGAACCCCAUCAGCAACUUCCAGCCGCCCGUCAACCUGACCGAGUGGUUCCCUCAGCAGAGGAUGAAGAGCAAACGUCAGGAGAUUGCUAGCUUGAUCCUGCGCAUCCGAGACCAGCAGGAAGCCCGCCGGGAGGGGGCCGAGGCCUUGCCCGAGGUCCAGGAGGCGUCCGGCGCCGACCCUCCGCCGCUCGACCCCUGAACCGUUGUCAGCCGUUUGCCGAUUCUGCUUCCCGAGCAAUUUGUACGAAUAAUGACACGUUUUCAGUAAAAGAAAGACCUCAACAUAAGGUUUGGAUUCAAGACUUUUAUUUUGAGAAAUGUGUCGCGUAUGGAAGAACUUCAGGGGUUCGAGGCAAAUGAGUCACCUGCACUCACAAAUGACACGGUGGCAGUGUUCCCCGCUGCCUACCGAGGAGCUAGCUGAACCAGAUGACUUGUCAGAGACCCCACGCCGUUUUAUCCGGCGAGGAAGGUGAGGACGAACGUUGGUUACCCGGGCACAGAAGUUAGAAGAUGGAGACAAACACAAUGGAAGUAUGAUGUGUUUACACUUGACAUCAGAUUGCUCAAGUUCGAUAAAUGAAUGAGGGAAAAAUAUUUCCGUUGUGACGACGUUACCGUCGCAGAAGAUUACAAUGUACAAAUCUGUCCAAAAUUAAACAGCAAAUGAACAAAAAUGCAUUUUGAACAUGUUGCAUUACACAUAAAUGACUUAGAGGAACGUGUGUGUGUGUGUGUGUUUGUUCCGUGUUAGAGGGUGUUCCCCCAUUCGAGGCGGACACACCCUCUAGAUGCUUCCAUGUGCCUCAUGUUCCGUUGUGAGACGAAUAAAUGUUCUCAAGUUUUGGCCUCCGACUCCUCCUUCCUGGCACCAGACUGGUGACCCUGACAGUGGACCUGCAGUCUCCAGGACCACAUUGAACAUGAUGGCGGUGAACGCCGGAGUUCUGGGAGUUGACACCUGAAACGUGGUUUGGUCAGGCCGAGGCGCCGGUCGGUCUUUGCCGCAUUGAAGACGACGACAGAGAAGAAAUUCUGGCAUGUCGUCGCAGCAUUGGACAGCGUCGCAGGUGUUCUGCCAGACCGCGCAUGUCCUGCAGUGAAAGGUAUGCUCAUAUGAUGGGCAUCCUGAGAUGUUGCAACACCAGGAAUAAGUAUGACGCGCUGAAGGACCACCUACUGAGGGUGUAUGGGACCUUCCUCCUCCGGUUACUGGACAUCAAUGGGUUUGGCAAGCGCAUAAUGACAGCUAAUGGACAUCAUGCUGAACGACGGAGCCAAGUUAACUUUGCUUGGCGCUGUUCCUGUGUCAACUCCCUGCUCUCGGUUUUCCGGUAUCGCGCCAAUGUAGUUCCCCCUGUCAAAAAUUGUAUCACCUGGUCGCGGGAGUGCGGAUGCAUUCAGGGAAGCAGGCCUAGGCCAUUUGGGAGCCCUAAGCAAAAUCAUGCCAAGGGGCCCAUAUUUUUCCUCACAGUGUACUGUGAAACCCAUACAUGCAAUCCAACCCAUACGUCCAUAUUUUGUAUAUUAAUCAGAUUUUUCGUUUCUCUGCUCCAGGAGCAUGAAUUCUCUUCGACAUAUCCGUGCAUCUAUUUUCCAAGCAAGUUUGAGCACCAAUCAUUGCAAAGCAGGUUCAACGUCACUCCCCAGGUUGCCAGACUGUAAUGACAAGAAAAUGGAUGUUUGCACCGAUAAACGGCAAUGCGCGACACAUUAUUCACGAUGCUCUAUUAACAACGUAUAAAAUGAGGUUGCCAAAUUGGGGGCUGUUCGUGGUCAGGGGCCCUAAGCAGCUGCAUAGUUUGCGUAUAGGCUGGGCCGGCCUUGCAGGGAAGGUGGAGCCACUGCGCUGGACUGAUAUCCGUAUUUUGGUGAUGUAGAUAGCUACAAGGUUUUAAAACCUGGUCCAUCCAUCAAAUAGUACUUUUUUCUGUCGUGUAACAUACGUACUGAAAGUAAAAAAAGGCUAUGUUUUACUGUUUUACU